UUCCAUCACAGAAGAGUUCCCAAACAUUUCCAUGUGAGAUCUCCAUUCUCCUGUUUAUCUCCCAUUCUAAAUACCCUACUAAUGAGAUGGAGAGGGUGGACCUAAGUCAGCCUAUCUGGGAUCUGAACACAUUCAGGGGGAGACUUCAGUAUUAUGCAUGGAUCACCAAUCCUCUACUUAGCCUUCACUCAGAAUCAGCGCUGUAUUCUGCCAGGGACCUCGUCCAGAAAUAUAGAGCUGGGGAAGAACCUCCAGGAACAACAGUGAGCCAGUUAAGACAAGCCCAGCAACUGUACCUCUCGGCAUUCCAUCCAGAUACAGGGGAAAUCCAGAAUGUCAUAGGGAGAAUGUCCUUCCAAGUCCCCGGGGGCAUGAUUCUGAUAGGAGCCAUGAUCACAUUCUACAGGAGCAAUACAGCAGUUAUUUUCUGGCAGUGGGCCAACCAGUCUUUCAAUGCCCUUGUGAAUUAUACCAACAGGAAUGCAGCUUCAGACAUUUCCAAAAAACAACUAGGAUUUGCUUAUGUCACUGCUACUUCAUGUGCUCUUGUUACUGCACUGGGCUUGAAGGCUUUCCUUGCCAAGAGAGCUGCUCCAAUGCUUCAGCGCUUUGUGCCGUUUGCUGCAGUCUGUGCCUCCAACAUGGUAAACAUUCCUCUAAUGAGACAAAGUGAACUGACCAAAGGAGUUGUAGUAACAGACGAAGAAAAUAAUCCUGUAACCAAAUCCAAGUAUGCAGCUAUAAAAGGAAUAAGCCAAGUGGUAUUUUCAAGAAUUGUCAUUUGCUCUCCUAGCAUGGUGAUAUUACCUAUUUUUAUGGAGAAGAUGGAUAAAAUGCCUUUUAUGCUGAGAUAUGGCCGCUACAUUAAUGCUCCCUUACAAAUCCUGCUGUCUGGUUUAAGUUUGGUUGUAAUGGUUCCAGUUGGCUGUGCUCUAUUUAACCAACAAUGUUCUAUAUCCGUAGACAAGUUGAAAAUUCUCGACUCGGAUGCAUAUGAAGAAGUCAAGUCCAAAUAUGGAAAGAAUAUACCUAAGACUCUAUAUUUUAAUAAAGGCUUAUAAUUUAUAUGAAUUUCACUCAAGUGCAUAAUACAUGUAUUUAUAUGUUCAUUGUAUUUAAAUAAAUUAUUUAUAUUUUAA
This is a messenger RNA of Saccostrea cuccullata (small rock oyster), 1139 nucleotides long. Its product is annotated as sideroflexin-2-like. Lineage: Eukaryota; Metazoa; Mollusca; Bivalvia; Ostreida; Ostreidae. Gene Ontology annotation, biological process: serine import into mitochondrion; monoatomic ion transport. The coding region runs from base 87 to 1061 and encodes 324 amino acids. Gene Ontology annotation, molecular function: monoatomic ion transmembrane transporter activity. The transcript has 11 exons. The record is from RefSeq and is a predicted model, not a curated record. Gene Ontology annotation, cellular component: mitochondrial inner membrane.